Melampsora larici-populina 98AG31 is the source of this 1252-nucleotide messenger RNA. RefSeq lists its product as uncharacterized. The record is from RefSeq and is a predicted model, not a curated record. The coding region runs from base 332 to 748 and encodes 138 amino acids. NCBI's taxonomy places the organism in Eukaryota, Fungi, Basidiomycota, Pucciniomycetes, Pucciniales, Melampsoraceae. The transcript is spliced from 4 exons.
CACACCACAUGGUUAAAUGUAUCUUGCAUCUCUGAUGUUAAUCGCAAGUAUCACAGGCAUGAAUCUUUGGGCCAAGCUGUGUGUGGAAUUCCUGAGCUGAGCUGACUGUUAAUCUUCAUCAAAGAAAGGUCAUCUAGAGAAAAAAAACUACAUUUACACAUCAGCAGCUCUUCGAUUGGUGUGUGUUACGAUUUCUUGUAAACCUCCUCCUAAGCCUUUCAAACAGGUUUUUUCUACCCCUCUCUUCUCACUACAUACUAUCAAUCAUAGACACUGUCUCUAUAUCAAAACAAUCAAGUCAACUUGAAGCAAUCAAGAAGGCUUAUUGAACAUGAUCAUCCUCGAUAAAGCAAAGCUCAAACAUAAAAGACAUAAUCAUCAACGUAGUUGGUCUUCAUCAAACUCAUACCAUCGAAAUGUAUUUAUCGAUCACGAAGGUAUCGAACAUGAUCCAGAACAUUGUCAUUUCCCCUUGACAACACCUGCAUACCAUCGUCGAUGGAGAUCUGAUCAUUCAGAUUCAGAUUCAGAUUCAAGCAUCACUGAAUCUCUUCGUACACCUCCUCCACUCAAUCUUUGGUCACAACCACACUCGAUACCAAAUACGAUUCCUGAAAAACCACCACCACCAUCUUCACCUAUCACCAUCAAAGGCUUUAGACGCGGUUUUGAAUCUUUGAAACUUGAGUUUAGGAUAGGCUUAUUAAGAACUCGAAAGAAAGUUCAAAAAGUCUGGAAAUCACUUUGAGAUGGGUUUCCCGAAAAGGAUGUUGGAUGUAAAACAGGGAUGGAUUAGAGAUGUGAGACAUACGAUCACUUAAGACGUCCCAACAUCUAUUACCACUUUUAAAUUCUCGUAUGAAGUUUUUUUUAUGUGGUGCUUUUGACUUUUUGUUUGGUUUAUAUAGGGUUUAUUUACGGUUUUAGAUUUCUAUUGUUAUUUUUUUCAUUCUUUCAUUUUUUCUAUUUCGAUGGACUAGACUUGAUGUGGGUUUCUUUUGAUAUUUCUUUUAUAUUUCUUUGUAUCGAUGAAGAGAAUCUCUUGAUCUUCUUCUUUUUUCUUUCUUCAAGUUUUUCUUAAGAUCUUGAUCGUUGUAAAAUGUUGAUGUAUGUAUAUAUAUAAUUCUCCACAACUCGAUCUUUUAUAUAUUUUGAUGCAUGUAUCCUCAAUUAUUUUUUAUUAGUCUUCUUGCUUCUUUUGGUGUGUAUCGAUGAAUCCCUAAAAUAACAAUGAUCUAACUUUACCAGACCU